AAUGUAUAUCAGUCUUUCCUAAAAUAAUUAAGCUUGGUGGACUCACACAUCUCUUGUACCAACAGAGACAUAAAAUAAAGUUGUAUAAUUAGUGAAUGGAGUUGGAAGUUUUUAGAAUAAGGCAUCUUUAAUUUCAACAUAUUUGAGUUUAGAAGCAGUGAAUCGUAUUCCAGGUGCUAAGAAAUUGGCAAUUUAUUUCAAGGCAGGAAUAGUUGGUGCAGUAUUUUUUGGUUCAAGGUAAAAAUGAUAUUAUAAUAACAAAUAAGAAUAGCAGCAGGAUCAAUAUAUUAGAGUAAUAUAAAAGGAGAGAUAGGAAAGCUGUUAGAUGGUGCACCAAUUUGGGAGAAUAAGUUUGAUGUUCCAGAAUUGGAUAAGAAAUUCUUCUUCAUUGAUGAUGAUAAUAAUUUUGAACCUUCAUUAUGGCAUCAUGGAAUGUAUGCAUUAAUAAAUAGAAAAGCAACUCAAUUGAGAAGCCAAAGGUAUUCUACAAACAUGAGUGAAUUUUAAUAAUUGAAUGGAUA
Messenger RNA from Paramecium sonneborni, 521 nucleotides. NCBI's taxonomy places the organism in Eukaryota, Ciliophora, Oligohymenophorea, Peniculida, Parameciidae. The record is from the annotation of a GenBank genome assembly.